AUGGAAGAAAGAUUAACUCUAUCAAGAGUUAGCAAGAACUAUCAAAUAAAGAAGUUAUGUCCACUCUGUAAAGAAGAUUAUAGCAACGAGAUGUACAAGUUGAACAACCAUAUGAUACUAUGUUUCUUGUAUCUCACCGUUGAUAUGGGUUGCCUGGACGUUGUAAAGGAUACUAUCAAAGAUAUAGAGUUUGAUGAACAACGUAAAAAGAGACAGAGAGAGAUGAAUGAUAUGGUUUUGUAUCAUCAAAGUUUAACAACACCAAGAAACAACAAAUCUUCAAUAUCACUACAAUCAUCUUCCCCUAUGUCAGCAACACUAACCGACGACUCAUUCUUUGAUAGUUAUAUGUAUGAUGAUGAGCAGCAAGAUAAUCAUAGUACAAGAAAGAGAAAGAAGAUCGAAAAUGUAUCGUCAUACUCAACAACAUCAAACCAUUUCUUUAAAGAUACAUUGUUUAGAGUAUCAAUGAUAUCAAUAUUAUAUCGUGAAGAUGAAAACCAAAGUGUAAUGAAUUUAUUGAUGACUUGUAAAGAUGCUAUGAAAUGGAAGGAUACUGUUGUAUUCCCAAGAUUACCUUCUAUUGAUAUGAUAGAGUCGUACAAAGACAGUGGUAGAUUCAAUCAACUACCAAAAAGAUACAAUAGAGUCAAUAUCAAGAGUAGUAAAGAUAGAGACUAUUUCAAAGAGAAUGCAGGCGGUUUAAUCAAUCAUCAUUGUAAAGAACUAAACUAUAGUAUUCAAGAUAAAAUGCCUAUACCAGCUGGAUUCAUACCGGAUCACUUUACAAAGAUUAAAAUUGAAGGAAAGAUAGAAGUUGGAUCAAUACCACCAUUUACAACUCAUCUCUAUCUUGGACGAGGACAAAAGAUUUAUAAAGAACUAUUCCCAGAUACAUUAGAGGUACUUUAUAUCCCAAGUGGCGUGAUUGGAGAACAAUCAAACCUCGACGAUCUUUUACCACACAAUAUAAGGAUACUUGUUAUAAAAUCUAAUUUGGUGCAUCCCUAUCUACAUAACCUCAAGAAACUAUAUUGUCUGGCUAUUAAUCAAUACCCCUACAAAAACACAAUAGAUAUUGGCACUGGAAGUAUACCCAAUACAAUCAAGAAUUUACAUAUUGAAAAUUGCAAUGUCGAGCCUGGAUACAUUCUUCCAUCGAGUAUUAAAUACCUCUCCAUCAACCUCGCCAAUAACUCACCUCAAUGUAUUCCUUCAUCUGUACAGUACCUGUAUAUCAGGUCUGAUCUACCCUUGACAGCAGGAUCUAUUCCUUCAUCAGUCACAGAUCUUCAUUUACAGGGUAGAUUGGUGAUCAGCAAAGGAAGUAUCCCAUCAUCAGUCACCUCACUUGGACUGAUUGAUCUUGAAGUUCUACCACACGUCUCUGCCAUCCCAGAUAGCAUUUCUAGACUAUGUAUCAAUGGAUUAAAAAGUCAAUUCGAUGGGAGUCUCUAUCCAAGUAGCAUUGAGUAUUUCGCAAUUCAUGGAAAUUACGAUUUCUCACUCAAACAUUGUAUUCCACCAUCGACAAAAUAUUUUAAUUAUCAAGUCAGUCAACCAUCGAGUAUUGAUAUAAGUGCCAAUGAUAUUCCAAAUGGAGUUAAUCGUGUUAGAUUUGGUCUUCAAUAUAAUAAAGAAGUAGUUAGCGGACAGAUUCCAGAUAGUUGUGAACUCUUGGAAUUUUCAUACUUUUAUGAUAAAUCACCACUUUGGAGGGCCGUACCAAAACAAUUGAAAACUGUCAAUUGCAAUCCAAUUUGUUCAAAGAUUAAUAUCUUUGAAAGAUAUACAAAUAACACAAUCAGAAUGGAAGAAAUAAAGUUGGAUGAACAACAAUGGAAAAAGAGAAAUAGAGAGACGAAUCAGUUGGAUGACACCCAUAGUCAUCCUCAAAGCGAUAGCUUGUUAACAUCAAGUAACAACAUAUCUUCUUUAUCACAGCAAUCACCAUUGAUAUCAUCACCAUCUUCGUCGAUUACAUCAACAACACUAACUGACGAUCCAUGCUUUGAUAUGGAUGAUGAGAAUGAUACAAAAAAGAGAAAGAUGAUUGAAAAUGUAUCUCCAUACUCUACAUCUGCAAACCAUUAUUUUAAAGAUUCAUUAUUUAGAAUAUCAAUGAUAUCGAUAUUACAUCGUGAAGAUCAUAAUAAAAGUGUAAUGAAUCUAUUGAUGACUUGUAAAGAUGCUAUGAAAUGGAAAGAUACUGUUGUAUUCCCAAGAUUACCUUCUAUUAAAACAAUAGAAUCGUACAAGAAUAAUGGAAGAAUCAAUCAACUACCUCGACGAUACAAUAGAGUCUAUAUCGAGAGUGUUAUAGAUCGAAAUUAUUUCAAAGAGAAUGUAGAUGGUUUAAUCAAUCAUCAUUGUAAAGAACUAAACUAUAGUAUUCAUUAUGAACCGAUACCAGCUGGAUUCAUACCAGAUCACUUUACCAAGAUUCUCGUUAGUUCAAUGAUAGAAGUUGGAUCAAUACCACCAUACACAACCCACCUAUUACUUGGGGCAGACUCGUACCAACAAGAGAUCUAUAAAGAACUCUUCCCAGAUACAUUAGAAGUACUCAAUCUCGCAUUUGUAGUGAUUGGCCAACACUCAAACCUCGAUGAUCUUUUACCACACAAUCUAAGGAUGCUUCGUAUCCCACCUAAUUUUGUGCAUCCCUAUCUCUUUAAACUCAAGAAACUAUAUUGUCUCGAGAUUGGACAGGAUGGACAUAUACCAGGUGCAGAGAAUCGUAUUGGAGCUAUACCCAAUACAAUCAAAUAUUUAUAUCUUGGCAACAAUUGUACUGUCGAUGCUGGGUACACACUUCCAUCGAGUGUAAAAUACCUAACAAUCAACCUAACUAAAAACUCACCUCGAUGUCUUCCUUCAUCUGUCCAGCACCUCUCUGUGGUUUAUGAUGAACCCACAACAAUCUUGGAGGGAUCGAUUCCCUCUUCUGUCAAAGAUCUCAAGUUUGAAGGAAAAUAUAAUAUCAUAAAAGGAAGCAUACCACAAUCUGUCACUAGAUUGACACUGUUUGAUCUUGAAGUUUCCCCACCCGCUGACACCAUGCCACUUGAUAGCAUUUCAAAUCUAAUUUUAUUUGACUUAAAGUGUCAAUUCGAUGGAAGAGAAUACCCAAAGAGCAUAGAGUAUUUUUAUAUUCAUUUAAAAGACGAUUUCCAGUUCAAAUCAUUUAUCCCUCCCUCGACAAAAUAUUUGGACUAUGAAGGAGAUGAUGCAAAUUUUAUUCCAAAUGGAGUCACUCAUAUUCGAUUGGGACCUGGAUUUGAUCAAGAAUUAACUCCAGGAUAUAUUCCAGACAGUUGCCAAAAUUUAAUAAAAAAUUAA
Molecule: messenger RNA, 3342 nt
Organism: Cavenderia fasciculata
Lineage: Eukaryota; Evosea; Eumycetozoa; Acytosteliales; Cavenderiaceae
Exons: 7
Coding region: 1-3342 (1113 amino acids)
Source: RefSeq, a predicted model, not a curated record